AUGAUAUCAUCUGCUACUGGGGCAAGAAAGGCCCGUAUAAGGCCUCCCAGGAAGCUCACAUCUACGCAGUCUGAUUUCCAGAAGUCAUGGGAAGUGCUAUCCUCUGCUAUCAAGGAAAUCCAAGAGAAAAGAGCGUCCAACUUGUCAUUUGAGGAACUCUACAGAAGGGCCUAUAAUGCUGUUUUGAGGAAGCACGGCAAGCAACUAUAUGAAAACAUCAAAGCCGUUCUGUCCGAGCACCUAGAGAACGCGGUCUACCAAAAGCUCUCAUUGCUUAAAGGUGAACAAGGAGCUUCUCUGCUUAAAGCUGUGAAUUCUGAGUGGAAUGACUUCUUGCUUUGUAUGAGAAUGAUCUCGGAUGUUUUCAUGUAUUUGGACCGAGUUUACACCAAGGAGUCGUUCCUACCGCCGGUCUAUAACAUGGGCCUGAAUCUGUUUCGUGAUAAGAUUCUCAAAAACAACAACCACGCGAUUGGACAUCGACUGGUUGGAAUAGUGAACUUGGAGUUGAACAAGAGCAGACAGGGAGAGUUUAUAGAUCGAUACUUGAUCAAGUCCACCGUAUCCAUGUUUGAGUCUUUGGAGGACGAACCUAGAACGGAUACUGAAGGUUGGCGUGGCCAGUUCAGCGAGAACUACUAUUCCGUUGUGUGUGAACCAGCUCUUAUGGACUCGAGUAGAGUUUACUUCGAGAGACUUGCACAGGAACUGUUGUCCGAGAAGAACGGAUCUUUGUACUUGUCCAAAGCCAACCAGUUGAUGCGUGAGGAGGAGAAGAGGCUCAUUUUAUAUCUUCCAGAAGACACAUAUCCUAAACUAUGCGAGAUGAUGAUGAAUGCGCUCAUAUCCACGAAUCUGGAAACAGUCAUGGGAUUUGAGAAUGGUGGACUCAGAAGCUGGAUUUCUGAGAAUGAUUACAACUCCUUGAGUCUUCUGUACACUCUUUCGGGCAGUGCGGAUGCCAAUUAUGGUACUUUGAGGUUUAGUCUCAAGGAGAUGAUUAUCUCUGCCACCCCAGAGCUUGACGAAAAAGCCACCGAGUUUGUCGCAGAACUCCAAGCCAAGUCCACAAUCCCAGCGAAGCCGCAGCAGAAAAAGAAGCCCGGUAGUCUCAAGGAGAGCAGUACACAGUAUGCGAUAAAGUGGAUUGGCAGUUUGAUCGAGCUGAAGGACAAAUAUGAUAUCAUGCUUGAUGCUUCGUUUGAGAGAAACGUGUUGAUCAGCAAGACGGUGGACUCUGCUUUCAGUGAACUGGUCAACCUCAACCCUAAAGUGGCAGAGUAUUUGUCGCUAUUCGUGGAUGACGGCAUACGCAAGUCCUUCAAAGAGAAGAGCCACGACGAGUACGAAUCCAUUCUUGAUAAGUCCAUUGUGAUAUUCAGGUUCAUCAAGGAUAAGGAUCUGGUGGAGAAAUACUAUAAGAAUCAUCUGGCGAAACGCCUUCUUCAGCAGAAGUCGUUCUCCAGUGAUAUUGAGCGCAGCAUGAUCAGCAAGCUGAAAAAGGAGGUUGGCUAUUCGUUUACGUCGAAAUUAGAGGUGAUGUUUAGAGAUGUCAAGAUAUCACGGGAUACCUCUGCAGAAUUCGCAUCAAAGCUUGCUGCAUCAGAACAGCUAGUAGCGGAUUAUCCUUUCCUGAGAAAGCUGGAACUGGAGAUCAACGUUUUGACGGGAACCUUUUGGCCGAUGACGGUGAACAAAAACCUGGAUGUAAACUUUCCGUUGGAGCUGAGCUUGUUGAGGGAGCAAUUUGAGAAGUACUACGGUGAGAAACAUGCCGGCAGGAAGUUGAUUUGGGCACCUAACUCGGGAACUGUGGAUAUGCGCAUACGAUUCCCCAAAAAGACUUACGAGGUGAACAUGCCUGUUUACUCAGCAAUCAUCAUUCUUCUUUUGUUUUCGGAAGAUGACCAGAAGCAGUACACCUUCGAGGAGAUAAGAGAUAUUACAAAUAUACCUGAGAACGAUCUUGUUCGUCAGCUGCAAUCGAUAGCAGUUGCUUCGAGAUCGAGACUUUUGACUAAGACCCCUAUGACCAAGGACAUCCACCCUGGAGAUGUGUUCAGCGUGAAUGAGAAGUUCCGCUCGCCAAUGACGAAAAUCAAAGUUCUCACGGUGUCGUCGAGUACGAAGCUUGAAGAUGACCAGGAGAGGUCGCACACCAUGAAGAGCGUUGAUGCGGACCGCAAGAUCGAGGUAGACGCAGCAGUGGUUCGGAUAAUGAAAGCCCGUAAGACGCUGAAGCAUAAUGACCUUUUAGGAGAAAUCAUAAAGCAGCUGAGCAACAGGUUCAAGCCGUCACCAUCGCUGAUGAAGCAAAGAAUUGAGUCGUUGAUUGAUAACGAGUACUUGGAGCGUGAUGAAGAAGAUAGAACAGUGUAUCACUACUUGGCGUGA
Molecule: messenger RNA, 2394 nt
Organism: Kuraishia capsulata CBS 1993
Lineage: Eukaryota; Fungi; Ascomycota; Pichiomycetes; Pichiales; Pichiaceae
Exons: 2
Coding region: 1-2394 (797 amino acids)
Biological process (GO): protein ubiquitination; ubiquitin-dependent protein catabolic process
Cellular component (GO): Cul3-RING ubiquitin ligase complex
Molecular function (GO): ubiquitin protein ligase binding
Source: RefSeq, a predicted model, not a curated record